CGACAACCAGCCUACCAUUACUGAUCCGGAUAGCUAUUACUGAUCUGCUCCUGGCAAACUCUACUACUUGUUGAAACCACCGUUUCUUCGCUGCUGUGCUUCCUCAUCCUCACCUCACCACUUCACAACCCUCAAACCGCACAAUGGACUCCCAAUCAUUCGACUACUGGCUAGCGCAAGGGAACUACCUUCCCCCGCACCAAACACAAGUCUUCGAGCUCCCCGCAGACCUCUCGCAAGUCCCCAGCCUAAGCAACUCACCCGUCUCCGCAACCUUCGAUUCGCUCCCGCAACAACACCCCCACCAACUCUACCAACAACAAUACCCGCACAUGGCCGACGAGCUAAACUUCUCGUACCAACUCCCCAUGACGCCCUCGGACUUCGGCAGCGCGGACGAGAGCCCCUACUGCAGUCCGCGGCCGCGCCAGACAGAGCUGAGCUAUCCUCCGCCGCAGCCCGCCGAGCGCACGCACACAACUAGCGGACGCCGCCGCGCCCAAAAUCGCGCCGCGCAACGCGCCUUCCGCGAGCGCAAGGAGAAGCACGCCAAAGACCUCGAGGCGCAGCUCGCUGUCCUGACCGAAAAGUACCGGCAUCUGGAGUCGUCGCACGGGGAGCUCAACGCGGCGUACGACAAGCUGCGCAAGACGAUCGAGCUGCUCACGGCCGACGACAGCGAGAGCGUCGGCGGCGGCGCGGAGGGGGAGAAGCAAGGGGAGCUCGGGGGCCAGCAGCGGAAACCGAGUAACGCGGAUACGCUGCGGAAGUUGCUGGAUAUAUUGCAUGGGGAGGUGCGGGUGAAGAGUGAGACUUGAACAGCUUCAUGUCUUCAUCCUUCUUCUCUUCAUGUCUAUUCCUGUUUGCAGCAAGCGACUAGCGAAAAGGGCGGCGGGUCUGUCUUCUGAUUUAGCAACUUUAAUGAGGGAACUUCCAGCGGGUGUUUUGGGUAUUGGAAGGAUAGGGGGGGUUGGGUAUCUGAGGCUAGGGCGGGGCUU
This is a messenger RNA of Mytilinidion resinicola, 998 nucleotides long. RefSeq lists its product as uncharacterized. The transcript has 3 exons. The coding region runs from base 144 to 818 and encodes 224 amino acids. Gene Ontology annotation, cellular component: RNA polymerase II transcription regulator complex. The record is from RefSeq and is a predicted model, not a curated record. NCBI's taxonomy places the organism in Eukaryota, Fungi, Ascomycota, Dothideomycetes, Mytilinidiales, Mytilinidiaceae. Gene Ontology annotation, molecular function: DNA-binding transcription activator activity, RNA polymerase II-specific; transcription cis-regulatory region binding.